Gekko japonicus is the source of this 1260-nucleotide messenger RNA. It is a transcript of the gene SLC38A8, whose product is annotated as solute carrier family 38 member 8. Gene Ontology annotation, molecular function: amino acid transmembrane transporter activity. Gene Ontology annotation, biological process: amino acid transmembrane transport. The coding region runs from base 1 to 1260 and encodes 419 amino acids. The transcript has 11 exons. The record is from RefSeq and is a predicted model, not a curated record. NCBI's taxonomy places the organism in Eukaryota, Metazoa, Chordata, Lepidosauria, Squamata, Gekkonidae.
AUGGAAGAGCUGGCUAGAGAGAGCAUCAGCUUGUUAGCCAAGCCUACCUUGGAGUCAGACAGCCCCAACCUCUCCUCAGCUGGGAAUAAGGCUGGAGGAAUCACCCCGGCUGUCCUCGUGGAGCUGGUUUCCUUGAUAUUCCUGAUUAGCGGCUUAGUGAUCCUGGGCUAUGCUGCCUCCAUAAGCAUGCAGACAACAUACCAAGGUGUUGUAAGAGAGAUCUGCGGGCCGGCCAUCGGGAAGCUCUGUGAGGCCUGCUUCAUUCUGAACCUCUUCAUGAUCUCGGUGGCUUUUCUCAGAGUGAUGGGUGACCAGCUAGAAAAAUUGUGUGACUCAUUCUAUCCGAAUGAAACCUUGAGCGGUGGAACCUCUCACCAGCACUGGUUCACGGACAAUCGCUUCACCUUGUCUGUGCUGUGCAUCCUGGUUAUCUUCCCCCUCUCUGUCCCAAGGGAAAUUGGAUUCCAGAAGUACACAAGUAUUCUCGGGACCUUGGCUGCUUGCUAUUUAAUGCUGGUCAUCAUAAUAAAAUAUUACAUCCGAACCGAUCACAAUGUCCAGUAUGAACAUCGCCGUUCUUCCGGGGUUUCUUCCUGGGCUUCCGUGUUCAGUGUUGUCCCGACAAUCUGCUUUGGAUUCCAGUGCCACGAGGCUUGCAUUGCCAUCUACAGCAGCAUGAAGAACAAGAAGCUCUCUCACUGGGUUCUGGUAUCUGUGGUGUCCAUGCUGUUCUGCUUGCUCAUUUAUUCUCUGACAGGGCUGUAUGGCUAUUUGACUUUUGGUGCUGAUGUUGCUGCUGAUAUCCUGAUGUCCUACCCUGGGACUGACGUGGUGGUCAUCAUAGCUCGGCUGUUGUUUGGUGUCUCUAUCAUCACCAUCUACCCGAUUGUCCUUCUGCUGGGAAGGUCAGUCUUACAGGACAUCUGCUUUGGCACCAAGCACUGCUCCAUCCUGACCAUGGAGCCCUAUGAGAAAUGGCUCCGCAUCUUGCUUACCACCAUGUGGGUUAUGGUGACGCUAAUCAUCGCCCUCUUUGUGCCAGACAUCAGUGACAUCAUCAGCGUCAUUGGUGGCAUCAGCGCUUUCUUCAUCUUCAUCUUUCCAGGGCUGUGUUUGGUGUGUACAAUGGAGACAGAAACGGUCAUGCCAAGGACUAAGUCCUUUCUGAUUGCCUGGGGUAUCAUCACUGUCCUGUGUGGUGCAUUCAUCUUUGGACAAAGCACAACUAUCGCCAUCAUGGAACUGAUGCAUAAACUCUAG